AUGGGAAGCAACGGCGAGGACUCGCAAUCGCCAAACCGCAAGGCCCAAACAGGGGAUGGGACCGACACGCCCUCGACCCCCUCUAGGAAUCCAGGCGGUGUCAACUAUUCGGCUUCUACUGGAUCGCUGCUCACUCCCCCCAGCAAGUCCUUGACCACAGGCCGACGACCUGACCCUGGUCUGAGGCUGGGAGGCUUCACUCAGCUGGAUACUGAUAUUCCCGACUCAGACUCGGACGAAGAAGGGCAGGAAAGGUGGAAAUCUGGACCCACGACGCCUUCGAUUGCAGAGACCGCUGCUCAGCUUCGUCGUAGCCUGUCGGUGCACGGACUGCACGAGCUUGCACAAAACCCGGCGCAGAUCAGGCACAAGCUGUGGAGACCGGCAGAUGACCCUGCGCAUGUGCCUCACGAUUAUGAGCGGGUCAUUGUCCAUUCGGUGAGUCAUGCUGUGAGCUGGUGAUGGCUCGAGAAGCGACGCUUGCUAACAGCGAGCCCUGCCUGCGCACGCCAUUGCAGUUCCGAGGAGGUCUGCGCGCGUUGCUCUUCGCCUUCGGAUGUCGAGGAACGGUCAUGCUUCUCUUUGCUUUGGUCAAAGCUUUCCGAACCAAGUGAGUGCUCCGCGGAAGUCUCGAUGUGUACGCAAGCGCCACUUGGUGAUGCGAGAUCUUGAAUCGGAGGACUUGAAUCUGGGCUGCAGCCGGCGCUCGGGAGUCGGGAGUGGUAGGUUUUGCAGUUUGCGGUUCGCGUCCGUCGUAGUACAAGAAGCACCUUGUUUGAGCAUGCUCAGAACGUAGCAACGGCUUAGCAAUGCUCGAUCAAGGAGGCGGAUUGGGUUUCGAGUGAUUUCGCUAUCACCAACACUGGUGUGGGUAGCUGGACCCGAAUCUAUCAGAGCGUCGAGACGUCAUCGCCGUCUGGAGACGGAGCUGCGCAUGCAGUCACCUAUCAAGCACAAUCAUGAGCGACGCUCUUCAGCUGGUCAAUCGGGUGUACUGACUAAUUCUCAACACGAAUUUACAGGAAAUGGAAGACAAACCCCUUGGUCCUGGCGUUCUUCGGUCCGACCAACGUUCGCUUUGCAUCCGUCUUUGGCCUUUGGACGCUGAUCUACAAAGCUGUGCACAAUGGUCUUCGCCUAGUCACACCGAUGCCCGAGCGUGUUCCUCGCCGCAAGCGCAGCGCUAGCGGAGAUGGCUCUGCAAGUGGGAGCGCGACUCCUCGAAGCGGGUACUCUGAGCUAGAAGGCAAGACAGGGGAAGAGAGAGCGAAGCUAAAAAACAACCAAAAGAAGCGUGCUUUCAUGCGCGACCCUCGAUCGAAGGUGUGGCACGCAUACGUCGCAGGUGCCCUCUCCGGUCUGGCCAUACUCGCAGAAGCACCGGGAAAUCGUAUCGGAUUGGCUCAGCAGCUAGUGGUGCGGGGCUUAGAGGGCACCUAUAACGUUGCCCACGGGAAAGGUCUUAUCACCAUCCCGUAUGGGUCCGUCUUGGCCUUUGGCAUGGCGUGCGGACAGAUCAUGUACGCUUGGAUCGAUGCACCCGAAUCGCUCCCGCGCUCCUACGUCAAGUGGAUCACCGAAGCCUCCAAGGUGACGCCUAUCUGUCUCAAGGUGCAUCGCGAUCACGAGGAUGUGGUCACCAACGACUGCUUCGAGUUGUUCCCUGGCGGCAAGUUCCCAGACCUCAUCAAGAUGCCAAAUGGAAAGAUGCGCUACCCCAACCUUCCCGCCACAAAAGCAAAUAGGCGCGGCAUGACGGGAAAGAAUGUCGCGAAGGUCGUUGCGUGGAAGGAACGCACGGACAAGGGCAAGCUGGACCCCUUCGUGCCCUGCUGUCUGGUCCAUCCCUGGGAGGACAGUCACUGGUGGAGUCCAGUAGACCGUUUCGUAGAGGUUACUCGCUGGAUUCUGCCAGUGUAUGCAACUCUGCACUUUGUGCCUGCCAUCUUCUUGCGAAUGGGCGCGUUUAGAAAGGACCCGUGGCGGAUCUUGUCGCGAGCCGCCUUUGGCUCUUUGCGAUCGUCCUCCUUCCUGGGCGUCUUCGUCAUCAUUUUCCAGACGUUCUUCUGCGGCUGUCACUCCAUUCUGUCCUGGCUGGACAAAUUCCCAUCCAUCCGGGAUAGAGUCCCUGGCUGGUUCAUUCACGCCCUCACAAAAGGAGAGAUGCAUUGGUUUGCGGGUUUCCUGACCUGCUUUUCUCUUUUCAUCGAGCAUUCCAAACGUCGCACCGAGCUCGCGAUGUACGUCCUUCCCAAGGGCGCAGAGUCUGCUUGGUCCGUUGCGCGAAAGCGUUCUUGGGUUCCAUUCGUACCCGGUGGCGAUCUGCUGCUCACUUCGGCAGGCAUGUCGCUGGUCAUGGGCACCUACGCUCAAAGCCCCGAGCACCUCUCAGGCAUUGUUCGCCGCGUUGUAUAUCAGUUCGUUGGCCACAACUAG
Molecule: messenger RNA, 2436 nt
Organism: Ceraceosorus bombacis
Lineage: Eukaryota; Fungi; Basidiomycota; Exobasidiomycetes; Ceraceosorales; Ceraceosoraceae
Source: the annotation of a GenBank genome assembly